AGGCGCCUAGGCCAGGAAUACGUCCCGUUUUCUGGAGCGUAACUUUAUAUCCUGGUAGGAAGCCGAAGGUAGCUAAAGUUCAAGAUCAUUGGACCACCCUGUUUUUCCCUGGUACGUCUUCUUUCAUCAGUUGAGGAUCCGUCCAAGAAAAAAACAACAACAGGUCAACUCAGAUUUCACUGUCCUUGUCCCCAGCGGUUCACGUGUUUUUCAGACGUACUUGUUUUUACAGCUUUUAAAAGUUGGCAAAAACAAAUGCAGUCCUAGCACGAAGUAUGUAUAUGUGAAAGGAAAGGUUUUGUCCUGUCAGCUUUUUCUUUGCCAUUGCGCAACGCAGUCAGAAGGAGGGCCAUAAACUGUAUCCAUUUUUCUCCUCUAUCGGAUUUCAUGAGAAAUGCAGCUGGGUGGCAGGUGUAACGUUCAUGACGUAGUCAAUAACAGUUGUAUGCUUUGCAGCUAUAUUAUAUGAAAAUACCUAUUUUCUGAUUUGAAUAUUUGAUACAUUUGUCAAAAGUAUUUGUAUCCUAUUAGUUCCUAGUUUCAUUUAAUUGGAAUUUUUUUCUAAAUCCCACGUUGGUGACGUCACGCUGCCGCCUGGACAUGCCCGGGGUUACCUGAGGUCAUUCCCAUCACAACAAACAUGGCCGCCGUGGAUGGAGGACCUGCGAGCAAGAAACUCAAAACCUCCGACUCUGACGAUCUACCGCUGUGUCCUUACGGCGCGUCUUGUUACAGGAAGAACCCGCAACACUUCAAGGAGUUCCGACACCCAAAAGAUGGAGAGACCUCCCAGGCUGUAGAUAGAACAGAUUUGUCCGCUGUUGCGUCCACGUCAGGCCUGCCACCAUGUAAGUACGGCGCCAACUGUUACCGGAAGAACCUGCUCCACUUCGCACAGUUCUCCCAUCCAACCACGGGCGGGGAACCACAGGACAGCGACGACACCGAUACAGAACUGGCCGACUGCGAGGACGAAAAGGCAUCCCCGUUGGUGAAGUCAGACAGCGACGCCACACGACUGGUGAAGAACUACUCCAAACUGACGGAGGAGGAGAGACGAGCGUUGAUCCAGAGAGCUGUGGAGGCCAAGAAGAAGCUGGAGGAGGAGUUACAGGACACCAAGAAAGAAGUGGAGAGGAAGGAGAAGGAACUACAGACACUCCAACAAGAGUUGUCAGAAGGGCUGCUGUUGGUGGAAGGUGAAAAAGAGGCUCUGGAGAAGUCAGAGGUCACCAAGUUCCCCUUGGUCCCAGAGAGACAGUACAAGGAAGGGUCUGCUGCACAGGUUCACUUCAGACUUGCAGAGUCUCAGUUCUACAGACUUGUAGAUGCCGGCAGUGGAUAUCGAGUAACUAAAGUGGAGUAUGUUGUGUCUCCUGAAGUCGUGAAGAGAUUUAGACAAGCCCAGAAGGACCUGAGAGACAAGCGAGGAGAGAUGCUGUCUUAUCCAGUGUUGGCUUUCCACGGGACAGCACAGGCAAACAUCGACCCUAUCACCAGCCUAGGGUUCAAAGCACCAGGUGAAUCUGGUUUCAAGCAUGCGACAGAUACAGGCUGGUACGGGAAGGGUGUUUACUUCAGCGAGUAUCCGUCCUACUCCAUGCCGUACAUCAAGGGUGGGAACAGGAUCCUGCUGUGUCAGGUGCUGCCAGGCAAGGUAUACCAGUGUUCCUCCCUGAUCCAUGGCAGUCCUCUGAUGAAGGGGUACGACUCACACACCUCACCAGACAAAAAGGAACUCAUCAUCUUCAACUCACAUCACAUCCUACCAUGUUACAUCCUACACUACACUCACGCACACGGAGACUUCAAGUACAAGAAAAGUAUCAAGACAACCAAAAGUGUCGAUGAAAUGAAGAAAUUGUAUGAUACAGCAACCAAGAUGCCAGCAACCAAGAUCCUGUCUGGCCUGACCAUUCACCUAGCGGGUAAACUGGCCGACAAACACUCCGAAAUCUACAACCUCAUCAUUAAACAUGGCGGCAAAACAGCCACCCAACAGCAGCUGUAUAUGGGUGUGACUUUGGUGGCGUCUGCCUCCGAGAUGAAAGGAGAAACACCCUCUACAAAAGUCAGCCUGGCAGAGAACGCUCAGGUGCCAAUAGUAUCGGAGGACUUUCUAUAUGACCGUAUUAUCACCCAACAGAAAAAGGACAUCUCAGAUUAUGUGUUUUGUUAAGAGUAUGAUUGUGAAGAGCACUAGAGACUUCCAAUAUUAUGUAUAAAGUUGUAUUUUGAUUAUAUAUAAGAUUUGCAUCUUAUUUUUCAUAGUACGUUUUGCAAAAUUCAAGGCAGACUUUUCUGAUUGAAUUGGGAUUUGCCCUUUAAUAUGUCCUACGUAUACCUUUUCCAAACACUAAGUCUUGUUUUCUAACAAAAGGUUUGACUGGAAAAUAUGUCACAGUAUAUGUCAACAUUAUACUAAACUGUGCAAAUACAGAAGAGCAAUGAAGGAGAGAGAUUUUACAAACAAUUUUUAUGCAAGAAAUCUGGGUGGUGUCCAAGUGAUUUGCAAUUUC
Messenger RNA from Branchiostoma belcheri (Belcher's lancelet), 2519 nucleotides. RefSeq lists its product as uncharacterized. Gene Ontology annotation, cellular component: site of double-strand break; nucleus. Gene Ontology annotation, biological process: double-strand break repair. NCBI's taxonomy places the organism in Eukaryota, Metazoa, Chordata, Leptocardii, Amphioxiformes, Branchiostomatidae. The transcript has 13 exons. The record is from RefSeq and is a predicted model, not a curated record. Gene Ontology annotation, molecular function: NAD+ poly-ADP-ribosyltransferase activity; DNA-(apurinic or apyrimidinic site) endonuclease activity; 3'-5' exonuclease activity. Bases 641 to 2179 code for a protein of 512 amino acids.